AUGCCACUGUCACAGUAUCAACAAUAUCAGACACAGGGAUCAGAAGGCGUGAGAACGCCGGGGGUAGGACAGGCGCCCCAUAGGCCGACUCAAUAUAGCGAAAUAGAGCUAGGAGGACCAGGAUUAGGAGGAGCAGCAGGUGUGUCUGAGGUCAAGUUGAGGCGGUUCCUGGAACAUAACCAGAGGUUGAGGGAGCAGCUACAGAUGCCACGGAUACGUGUCUCGGAGGCGUCUCAGAGCUUGAUAGGAUAUGUUACAUCGACCGGAGACCCGCUGCUGCCCAUGAUCUGGGGCUCUUCUGGAUCUGACCCGUUUGUGAAAAAGUCUUCAAAGUGCUGUAACAUAUGCUAG
Gamsiella multidivaricata is the source of this 351-nucleotide messenger RNA. RefSeq names its product GGL domain-containing protein. NCBI's taxonomy places the organism in Eukaryota, Fungi, Mortierellomycota, Mortierellomycetes, Mortierellales, Mortierellaceae. The coding region runs from base 1 to 351 and encodes 116 amino acids. Gene Ontology annotation, cellular component: heterotrimeric G-protein complex. Gene Ontology annotation, biological process: G protein-coupled receptor signaling pathway. Gene Ontology annotation, molecular function: G-protein beta-subunit binding. The transcript has 2 exons. The record is from RefSeq and is a predicted model, not a curated record.